CCACACUUCUUACACUACACGUUCUACACCUCACCGGCAUCAUGUCUCAACCAGCCUCCCCAUAUCCCACGCAAUCCUCCUUCUACUCGACCACGACAAUCAUGAACCCAUCCAUUAAUCCCGACACACCUCCCCCCACCACCACCCAAGCCAAGUAGCCAUGAAGCCAGCCGACGAGGCACCCCUCAGAACAUGUCCUCUAUGCCGACGCCGCAACAACCACAGCCUGGCUACCGACCCGAUCCUCAUUCAGCAAACAGUCAACAAGCGCAGUAUCAAGUCAACGCUCAACUAUCCCUCCCCGCACCGCCUACAAUCGAAGAGGGCUGGCUACCAGACAUCGUAAAGGACAAAUCAACAACCGACCUCCAAUCAAUCCUCCAAAACCCAACCCUCAUCUCCGCCCUCUCAGCCCAACACCCCUCCCACACAACCCGCCAACAAAACCUCGAAUCCCUGCUCCAGGUAAACAAAGACCUAGCAGCCCGUCUCCUCGAGCUACAAUCCCACGUAUCCGACCUACGCAGCCAAACAGAAACAAUGCUCCUCACGCACCAGUCUCUGGAAGUCUCCUGGCGCAAGAAGCAGACUGAGAUGGACGCUGCGUUGGCGCCGUGGUCGCCCAAGGCGUUGUAUCAACGGCUUAGUGCGGCGAUUACGGAACAGGAGGCGGUUUGUCAGGCUGUGGAGGAGAGUUUCUUGGAUGAGGAUCAUCAUGGACGGGCGACGGAGAAGGAGAUUACGGAUUGGGUGAGACGGAUUAGGGUGGAGGCGUCGAAGUUGGCGGCGAGGAAGGAGGCGAAGGCGCGGUGGGAUGAGGGGAGGGUUGGUGGUUGGCGGUGAUUGAAUAUUUGGACUAGUCAUGUAUAAACUUUGAUAUACCCAUUCAUCAUUCCUCGCUCUCUGGUAACGCCGUGUUGCCUCCGAAUCUAUAUUUACCGUGGAUAUACCAGGACACUACUAUGUCACUGAACAGUAGAGUCCUGAACGGGAUC
Molecule: messenger RNA, 995 nt
Organism: Penicillium subrubescens
Lineage: Eukaryota; Fungi; Ascomycota; Eurotiomycetes; Eurotiales; Aspergillaceae
Product: vacuolar protein sorting family 37 protein
Exons: 2
Coding region: 193-843 (216 amino acids)
Biological process (GO): ubiquitin-dependent protein catabolic process via the multivesicular body sorting pathway; protein targeting to membrane; protein targeting to vacuole
Cellular component (GO): ESCRT I complex
Source: RefSeq, a predicted model, not a curated record